AUGUCGUCGGAAGGGCAUAAUAUCUAUACCCAUGACUUUCGUCCUCCGUACCGCAAGUCGGUCCAUCCUCAAAAGAUUGCUGCACCCAAGCGGCCAGCCCCGGACUUGAAGCAUGAGACGAUUGUUCUUGACGGAGGCAAAGUACUCCUCGAGAAAGAUGUAGCAGUCCGCAUGCGAGAUGGCGUCCACUUAUAUGUCGAUGUCUACCGUCCUGUCCCAGACGUCGCGGCAAAGACACCGACCAUCGUAUUCUUUGCGCCUUUCGGCAAGCACGGUGCUGUGCCACGCGAGCUAUUUCAGAAUAUGGGGGUCGAUUUCAGCAAGCUCUCCAAGUAUACGCAUUGGGAGCUGCCCGACCCCCUGAGAUGGUGUGCAGAAUUCCACUAUUCCUUUGUGAGCGUGGAUCCCCGUGGCUGUUGGUGGUCAGAGGGCGAAGCUGCUCAUUUCUUCUCGCCAGAAGAGGGACGAGACGGGUACGACGUGGUUGAGUGGAUCGCUGAGCAAGAAUGGUGUACUGGCGCUGUGGGCUGGGGAGCAGUAUCUUAUUUUGCCAUGUCCAUCUACCAGACUGCGGUUCUGCACCCACCUCAUCUGAAAGCGAUAAUGCCUUGGGAGGGCAUCAGCGACAUCUACCGUGAGGUCAAUUGUCCGGGUGGAAUCCCUAACGUCGCCUUCCAGCAGCUUUGGAUGGACAUGACCGGCAAUGGCUUGAACAAGAGUGAAGAUCAUGCUGUGGCUGCAAUCGAACGUCCGCUUUAUGAUGCUUGGUGGCAAUCAAAAGUUGCGGACUGGUCUUUAAUCAAUAUUCCGGCGUUCUCGGUGACCGGCUGGUCGAGUCUCGGGCUUCAUCUACGUGGUACCAUUGAGGCAUGGUCACAAUUCUCUUCGAAGGACAAAUACCUCCUCGUUCAUGCCGGUCGAGAAUGGGGUGAGUAUUACAACGAACACAAUAUCCAAAGACAAAAGCAGUUUUUCGACAGAUAUCUCAAAGGUAUAAAGAACGGAGUGGACAAUUGGCCCCGAGUCACAUACGACGUGCGAAGCUCAGCGACUCAGUCAACCCAGCGGACCACAAAAGACUUUCCACCCAAGGCACAGUUCACCCGGCUUAUACUCUCCCCGGCGGGACUGACGCAACAGCCUGUCACCAAGGCAGACUCUGUGACAUUCCGAGCUCACGAACCAGGUUCAGUGGCAACUUUUGACCACAAAUUCACGGCUCCGACGGAGAUCACAGGCUACUCUUCGGUCCGACUUUACAUUCAAGCACUCAACUAUCCAGAUGUCGAUCUCUAUGUAGCACUGCAAAAGCUUGACAAGGACGGCAAUGAAGUCAAAUUCUAUCACUCGACCCAGCAGAUCGAGGCAUCAGCGUCGUUUGGAUGGUUACGUGUGUCCCACAGAGAGCUUGAUACCAGCAAGAGCAGGCCGGAAAGGCCAUAUCACACUCAUCAAAAGCGGCAGUGGCUAACCCCAGGGGACAUCGUUGGAGUUAGUGUUGAAAUCUGGCCGUCAAGUACAACCUGGGAGACAGGAGAGACGCUACGAUUGGUGGUCAAGGGAAGCCCUUUUACGAACCAGCAGAACCGGACACAAGUGAAGGGCCCCAAUCAUGGAUGGGGCGACGUCAAGAUAUGGACUGGUGGAGAAUAUGAAAGCUCAUUACUCGUACCCAUGGUCUAG
Exophiala viscosa is the source of this 1683-nucleotide messenger RNA. RefSeq names its product Alpha/Beta hydrolase protein. The transcript is spliced from 4 exons. Bases 1 to 1683 code for a protein of 560 amino acids. Lineage: Eukaryota; Fungi; Ascomycota; Eurotiomycetes; Chaetothyriales; Herpotrichiellaceae. Gene Ontology annotation, molecular function: dipeptidyl-peptidase activity. The record is from RefSeq and is a predicted model, not a curated record.